AUGAAUGUUGGUAUGUAUGAUAAACCAAGUAAAGUACAUGGAGUCUACACUGAACGAUAUUCAUUAUGUAAUGAACUUACUUUAUUACCCGAUAUAAAUCGUCACCGUAGACAAAAUUUUCAACGCAUGGACUUUAUCAUUACUGCAUCAGAAAAACUGUCUGAUGAAAAAACGAUAUCAACAAUGUCUCCGUCGCAGCAUCAACAGUCAUCGAUCAUGGACCGAAAGCUGAAUGAACUCGAGUUUCUAUAUUCAAAAAUUCUUCGGGACAUUUUAUUCGAAGAUGUAAGGUCAACACAAAGUGAAAUGGUUGACUUCUGCCGACAAAUAUAUGCUGAUGAUCCAGCAAAAUUAAAUGAGGUCGAAGAAUUUGAAGAAUAUUACACAUCUCAACUUGCUAUAUUUUGGUAUACACGCGACACAUUCCUUUAUCGUCUGCUGAACAAAGCGCUCAGAGAGCGAGACAUCAAAACACUCUACUCGUUAAGAUAUUUUAUUAAAGAUCUUUAUUUAAGAUUGAAGGAACUCCAGAACUCUCAGUCGUCGUCUCGCACAGAAUACAAAGUUUAUCGAGGACAGCUGAUGGACAACGCCGAAUUUGAUACGAAAAUACGAGAUAAUAUCAAUGGCUUCUUCUCUAUAAACAGUUUUCUAUCGACCACUCAAAGUCGAGACUUGGCACUCGUAUAUUCUGGCAGCAGUCAUUCGGAGAAAAUAACUAAUGAACAAUGCGUUCUAUUUGAAAUUUCUAUUGAUAACCGUAUAGAUGAAUCUUCUUAUGCGGAUAUUUCGAAGCAGAGUGCAUUCGGUGAAGCAGAGACAGAAGUACUCCUUACUAUGGGUGUUACCUUUCGAAUAAACUCACUUGUUCAAGACAAUAAUGAACAUGUUUGGAUUGUUCAAUUAGAAUUAAGUGAUGAAAAAGAUAAGCAUUUACACAAAAUUAAACCAACAAUAAUGAAUGAUAUUGCGAAACCAUAUGAACCUUUAGUAAAAUUAAUAAGACUAAUGUGUAGAAUGAGCUUUUUAAAAGAAGCAGAAUAUUUUUCACGAUUAGCUUUAGAAGAUGACUCGAUCACUUCUAAUAUUGAUUUACUGUCGCUAGUUUACUAUCAACUUGGAAUUAUAUAUAAAAGUACUAGAAAAAUUGAUGAAGCAAUGGUAUACUUUGAAAAAACCUUAGACGUGAAACACGAAAAUCAUGUUUUAUUAUCAGAUCCAUCUCUGUCAAAUUUAUACUGCAAUUUGGGAACUGUCUACGAAGACAAAGGCGAAUACGACCGUGCUUACUCUUACCAUUAUUUAGCGUUGAAGGUUCUUCUAAACACUGAAACAAUAGAUCAAGCUGAUUUAGCAAUAAAAUAUAGCAAUAUCGCUUCCAUUUGUCGUAAAAAAAAAGAUUAUCGGCAAUCAUUACAGAACUAUACGAGUUGUUUAGAUAUUGAAACUGAAAUACUUCCGCCUGAUGAUAACAAUCUUUUGAUCACGAAGAAUAAUAUGGGUGUUGUGUACAUCAAGUUAGAAGAUUAUACUGAAGCAAUCGAACUCUUUCAAGAAGUGAUUACAACUAAAGACGAUUCAUCUGAAUACCUAAGCAAUAAUCCGCUUGUAGCACUUAUCUAUUGGAAUUUGGCUUGUGCUUUUUACCAACAAGGACAACUGACAGAAGCUCUUAAACAUUUUAGAAAUUGUGAGAGCACCGCCGCUUUCAGAUUAAAGGGCAUAUUUCAUGAGCGACAAGUGACGGAAUGUAAAGAUUGGAUUCAUCGCAUAGAAGAAGAACUGUCGAAAGAAUCAUUUCACAUAUGGAAGGGAUAUGAACCCGACACAUGGACAGCAUGUCAUCCUUAUAAUAUGAGCUUUACUCUCAACUAG
Molecule: messenger RNA, 1875 nt
Organism: Adineta steineri
Lineage: Eukaryota; Metazoa; Rotifera; Eurotatoria; Adinetida; Adinetidae
Source: the annotation of a GenBank genome assembly